Messenger RNA from Ananas comosus (pineapple), 1777 nucleotides. RefSeq names its product proline transporter 1-like. Gene Ontology annotation, cellular component: plasma membrane. Lineage: Eukaryota; Viridiplantae; Streptophyta; Magnoliopsida; Poales; Bromeliaceae. The transcript is spliced from 8 exons. The record is from RefSeq and is a predicted model, not a curated record. Bases 134 to 1501 code for a protein of 455 amino acids.
UCAACUACACACCACUCCGAUCCUUUUUUUUCCUUUAUAUAUGCAAGAAGAUCCAGCACCUCUACACAUGCACUUUCUUUUGGCUAACUAGGAUUAGUGAUCUCCCACCAUUCUGGGAGGAGAGAGAGAGAGAAUGGAAGGGAGAGGGAAUCAUGAUGCGGUGGAGAUGAAGAGAGUAGAAGCUUUAAGUAUUGAAAGAGGGGAGGUUCUAAAGAGUCCUCAGAAGCUGGAAGAUGAGUAUGGGACUACUACAGCUCAUGCUGUUGAUCAAGAUUCAUGGGAGCAAGUGGGGCUGAUGUUGGUAACUUCGUUCAACUGCGCCUAUGUGUUGAGCUUCUCCAACCUGAUGCUGGUUCCUCUGGGCUGGGCCUGGGGCCUCGCCUGCCUCGUCGUCAUCGGCGUCUACGCCUUCUACGGCAACUGGCUCCUUGCCGGCCUCCACUUCGUCGACGGCCAACGAUUCAUCCGCUACCGAGAUCUCAUGGGAUACGUCUUCGGGAGGAAAAUGUAUUAUCUCACAUGGUUCCUGCAAUUCAUGACCCUACUUCUUGGAAAUAUGGGUUUUAUUCUUCUAGGAGGAAAAGCAUUGAAGGAAAUCAAUUCAGAGUUCAGUGAUUCUCCGAUGAGGCUCCAGCUGUUCAUCGCGGCGACUGGCCUUGUUUACUUCAUUUUCGCAUACUUUGUGCCCACAAUGUCAGAUAUGAGAAAUUAUCUAGCGACCUCGGCGAUCCUCACGGUCAUCUAUGAUGUUGCUAUCCUAGUGAUCGUAAUCAAAGACGGAAAAUCAAAUAAAACGAAGGAUUACAGAAUUCACGGAAGCCAAGCAGACAAAGUUUUCAAUGCCUUCGGUGCGGUUGCCGCGAUUCUUGUCUGCAACACCUCUGGCCUGCUGCCAGAGAUACAGUCGACUCUUCGCAAGCCAGCAGUUGCGAAUAUGAGGAAAGCAUUGACGAUGCAAUUUACGGUCGGCCUCGCAAUUUACUACGGAGUGAGCAUAGCUGGUUACUGGGCAUACGGAGCUUCAGUUUCGGAGUAUCUUCCGAACCAGUUGAGUGGCCCUAAAUGGGCAAUUGUGCUGAUCAAUUCCACUGCUUUUCUGCAGAGCAUAGUCUCCCAACAUAUGUUCUGCGUGCCGAUUCAUGAGGCACUAGACACAAGAUAUCAGAGACUGGAAGAGGGCAUGUUCUCAAAGUAUAACCUUUUCCGCCGCUUCUGCUGCCGCGUGUUUCUUUUCGGGUUUAACUCGUUCGUGACGGCCUUGUUUCCCUUCAUGGGAGAUUUUGUGAACCUCUUUGGAUCUUUCACUCUCUUUCCACUGACAUUUGUGUUCCCUAGCAUGGUUUUUAUCAAGAUUAGGGGGAAGAUUGCUCGAAGAGAGCAAAAGAUCUGGCAUUGGAUGAAUAUAAUUUUGUCCUCGCUGCUAUCCAUCGUUACCACUGCCGCUGCCGUUCGAUUGAUCAUAAAUAAUGUUAAAAUUUACCAUUUUUUCGCAGAUACAUGACGACUUCAGAUUUCAGAGAUCGAUACCUGCAGUUAGUUUGAAAUGUCAUGGCCAUGAUUCUUUUGUUUGCUUGGAGAGAAAAAAAAAAACAACCACCUUGAGAAUGCAUAUAAAUAGGUGAAGAAAAUGUAAUUAAGCUUCAAAUAUGGAGCAAAAUAAGGUGAUAAGAAGAAGUGGUCGUCAACAGUUUAUGGAUUUGCGAUAACAUACAGUUACAUUUGAACUUGUAAUGUUGUUUUUAUCGAUUCUACUUCAGAUGAAUUUCUACUUGAAACA